CAAUACCUUAUGUAAUCGCGGCAACCAUGUAUAAUAUCUGGUGUAGUAAUUUUUGGUCGGUUGCCUAUACCGAAUUAUUUUCUUGUAGUUCCCUCCAUUGGGUCAAGUUACGUCAGUCGUUCUGGCCGUGAUUGUGACUGGUUAUUGUUUUCAGUCGCCUGGACAGAUGUAAACGAAGAGCGGUUUUGUUAAGUGAAUAACUAUGUGGAUUUGUGCGUGGAACACCAACGAUAAGUGACAACUCUGAAAAUUUAUAAAUUGGAUGGGAUGUUUUAUUGAUGGUAACUAAUUAACCGUAGAAACAAUGACCAAAAACAAAGAAAAGUACCUACAUGACAAGCCCUUAAAUACUAUCUACUACGAGCACGCGUCGCACACUACCACCCUGCUAGCGGGUCUGAACUCCCUCCGGGAGAAGGGCGAGCUCCUCGACAUCACCCUGGUGAUCGAGGGCUCGGUGUUCCAGGCCCACAAGGCGGUACUCGCGGCCUGUAGCGAUUACUUCCGUGCCAUGUUCACCGACAACAUGCUGGAGGCUCGGCAGAACGAGAUCUGUCUGAACGGCAUAACCGCCAAAGGAUUCCAACAACUGUUGGAGUACGCCUAUACCACCCGCCUUGCCCUCAACUUAGCCAACGUGCAGGACGUUCUGGAGGCGGCGUCCCACGUGCAGAUGGUCGCCGUCAUCCAAGCCUGCUCGAACUACCUCCAAUCCCAGAUCGACAUAGACAACUGCGUCGACAUUGCCACCAUUGCGGAGACGUAUUCCCUGAGCCAGCUGCGCAUGAAGGUCUAUAGCUUCAUGAGCGGCCACCUGAUGGAGUUCUCGAACUCCAAUGAGUUUUAUAGACUGACACUGCCCCAAUUGGAGAACCUGCUGCUCUACGAGUUUCCGGUAGAUUGCUCCGAAGGGGACGUGCUGAGAAUCGUUAUCAAUUGGUUUUUUAGGUUCGACGUCCCCGAAUCGGAAGUCAGAUUGGCGUACGCCCACCGCAUUUUUCGUUGUAUCCAUUUUAAAGAAAUUUCACCCAUAAAACUUGAUAACAUUUUGGACAAGGCUUUCCAGGAUAGAGCGUGCGAUUGGAAAUUGUACAAAGCAAUUUUGGAUGUGUACAACAAAACUAGACUGGAAAAAGUCGUUCACAAAUCUUCGUUGUUGAACUCCAGGGGUAUGGGCAUGGCUGUGUUAAAAAUCGGAGGCUUUGGUCUCAACGGUAUAACUAACGAGAUAACGUACUGCUUUUCUAAUGAAGCCAAAUGGAAGCACCUCACGUCGAUCCCUCACGUGGAACAAUGCAAUUUUGGUACUGCUGUGUUAAAUAAUGAACUAUACGUUGUUGGGGGAUGCUUUAACCAAUUUUUACAAGAAAAUAUACAUCCUUUUGGAUUCAAGUUUAGUCCGCAAGACAAUAAAUGGACCACCUUAGCGCCUAUGAUGAUCGAAAGAUGUAGGUUCACCUUGAACGUUGUGGGACAAAUGCUUUAUGCGGUUGGGGGAGUCAGCGAAGUCGACGAGUUCGACCUGAGCACCUGCGAAUGUUACAAUCCGAAUUUAGACUCUUGGUGCAUGGUCCAGUCCCUACCAGCUUAUAUAACUCAGCAUGCAGGCGCCAGUUACGAAAGAAGUUAUGGCUACAACUUAUUCAUAAGUGGUGGCAUCGACAGAGAUAACGUACAGGCGAAUAUGUAUUGUUAUGACGUCAAUAGUGACAAGUGGAAGGUAUGCUCCCCCAUGUUAAAACCAAGAGCAGACCAUGUGAUGCUUAACAUAGGAAAAUAUCUUUAUGUCUGCGGAGGCUGGACUGAAGAUGAGACCAGGUCACGCGUUCUCGUCGACACUAUAGACGCUUAUGACGUGGAAAGAGAUCGAUGGGAAGUUGUUACGAGAGUACCAACUCCCCGAUAUCACGCGGGUAUUGUAAGUGUACACAAUAAAAUUUACUUUAUAGGUGGGUACCACAGUGACGCUAUGUUCGAUAAGUACACGGCUGCGGUGGAGAAUUAUGAUAUUGAAAAGGACGUUUGGACAAUUGAAGACAAGUACCCUCAAGAUAUUUGGGAACACACAUGUGCCACAUUAUUUAUUCCAAAAUACAGGGAUGAUAUGGAAGUUAUACCUGCUGCGGAAAGUUCUGUUUAAGUUUGUUUCUGUUGAAUAAUUAUAAAUAUAAGAAUGUUAAUAUUUAGUAUUUUUAUACACUGCGAAAUGAUUUUAUUUGUAUAUAAUAUAUAAAUGUCAUAUAUAA
Molecule: messenger RNA, 2246 nt
Organism: Aethina tumida (small hive beetle)
Lineage: Eukaryota; Metazoa; Arthropoda; Insecta; Coleoptera; Nitidulidae
Product: kelch-like protein 26
Exons: 4
Coding region: 305-2140 (611 amino acids)
Molecular function (GO): protein binding
Source: RefSeq, a predicted model, not a curated record